AUAAUUUGCUAUUGAAUUGAUGAAAGACGAAUGCAGAAAGCAUGGAGUCUGGACUGAUAAUCAACAAGGUUUACGAAGAAAAGCAUGGUGUCUAUUCUCACAAUCAGUGGCAACCUUCUCGUGAUCACAUCUAUUGUAUACUUCAGACAGCUUCACACUCCAACCAACUAUCUCAUCCUCUCACUUGCUGUGGCUGAUCUGCUGGUUGGCGCUCUGGUUUUGCUCUUUAACAUGGCUCUCACUGUACAAUCAUGCAUUUACUUUGAAGAUUUAGUCUGUAAAAUGCGACGAAGUUUGGACAUUUCACUAAUGACUACAUCUAUUCUUAAUCUGUGCUGCAUCUCCAUCGACAGAUAUUAUGCAGUCUGUCAACCUCUAACAUAUAGAACAAAAAUGAAUGUUACUGUUGUUUCCAUUAUGAUUCUGUCAAGCUGGACUAUUUCAUCCCUGUCAGGAUUUGGUAUCAUAUUUGUGGGACUUAGAAAUACUGUUUGUGAAGGAAGGUGUUUCAUAUUUCAUAUUCCGAAUUCCAAUGUGAUUGGCACUGUUGUUUCGUUUUAUUUACCCGUCUUCAUAAUGCUUUGUAUUUACCUUAAGAUUUUCUCUGUGGCAAAAAAACAGGCACGCAGCAUCCAGGGCACAAAGGCUGGAGCAACAACCAUUAAGAUGGAGAGAAAGGCCACCAAAACCCUUGCUAUUGUUAUGGGAGUAUUCCUUUUCUGUUGGACCCCUUUCUUUAUUUCUAUAACUUUUAACCCUUUGUCGAAUUAUUCAAUUCCAUCACCAGUGACUGAAACUCUUGUCUGGCUUGGAUGGUCAAAUUCGAUGCUAAAUCCAUUUGUUUACUGCUACUUUUACAGCUGGUUCCGAACUGCUUUCAGAAUAAUCAUCUCUGGCAAAAUACUUAAUAGCAACUAUGCAAAUAUACAGCUCUCAUAA
Messenger RNA from Cyprinodon tularosa, 939 nucleotides. RefSeq names its product trace amine-associated receptor 1-like. The record is from RefSeq and is a predicted model, not a curated record. Gene Ontology annotation, molecular function: G protein-coupled receptor activity. Gene Ontology annotation, biological process: adenylate cyclase-activating adrenergic receptor signaling pathway. NCBI's taxonomy places the organism in Eukaryota, Metazoa, Chordata, Actinopteri, Cyprinodontiformes, Cyprinodontidae. The coding region runs from base 85 to 939 and encodes 284 amino acids. The transcript is spliced from 2 exons. Gene Ontology annotation, cellular component: membrane.